AUGGAAGAGCCACGGCCGCAGGUGGAACGGGCUCCCUUUCCCGCUGCCUCCAAGACCACUUCCGCCGUCAUCAACGAUGUUCUCACGACUGUCACUCGAAUGUCCUUCUCCGACAAACUCCUACUCACCAUCACCCCAGCCUCUGGCAAGCUAUCCCACUGGGUCCAUGUCCCGCUCGCCACCUCCGCCAACCCACUCGACACCUCCUUCAACGCCCCCUCCAAUGCUGGCGGCGCAGACUCCAACGCUCUACUGCCGCGGUCAGACCUCACCGCUACUACCGUAUUCGGUGGGACGAAACGGGAGGAGGAAGUGAUAGGCCAGACGCUGGCGACGACUCUGGCCAGUGCAAUCUUGCACAAGCGACCCAGCGAGGAGCGGUUGUUGGUGCUGGGUCUGGGCCUGCAGGGCGUGAUUGAGGGUGAAGAAGGGCGCGAGUGGUUCGAGGAGGUCCACUAUGAGGCUCAAGUCUUCACCGACCAGGCUAUGAGUACCGGACGGGCGAGGAGGAAGGCGGCUUUGAGUGCUGGCACCGCACUCGUCCGCACGGACUUUGGUCCAAUGCGCACAUACAGCGGUGGUAAUGAUGAUUAA
Messenger RNA from Saxophila tyrrhenica, 594 nucleotides. RefSeq lists its product as uncharacterized. Gene Ontology annotation, biological process: proteasome assembly. The record is from RefSeq and is a predicted model, not a curated record. NCBI's taxonomy places the organism in Eukaryota, Fungi, Ascomycota, Dothideomycetes, Mycosphaerellales, Extremaceae. The transcript has 3 exons. Bases 1 to 594 code for a protein of 197 amino acids.